UAAUGUUAUCAAUCUCGAAUUAUUAUUUUAAUGCUUGAAAAUUGGCGCUUUUAUGUGAUAUUUUCGUGAAAUGUUCAAAAUGGACAAAAAAAUAUUCUUGUUUACCUUUGACAUCGAGACAGUUUGAUAAUCAUUUGUUUUUCAGUUGGAUUGAGCCUUGAGUACGAUUGACCUUAUUGAAAGAUGAUUUUAUCAAUUGUGACAUUGUGUUUACUUUACAUCGGAGCUGAUGGACAAGAAAGUCCAAAAGUGGUUCCAUUUACAUCAUUGGUAAAACCAGUGAUCGGAAGUAAAACUUCAUUUGCUUGUCAAUCUCUUACUGGAUCACCUCCUCUUCAUGUAUCUUGGUUUAAGGAUGGAAAUGAGUUAACUGAUUCAUCUACAAUUAGAAUACGAACUAAUGAAGAUUCAUCCAUGUUAAUUAUUGACUCAAUUAAAUCAAGUCAUUCAGGAAACUAUACUUGUAAAAUAUCAAACAGAUUCGGUUAUGAUUCAUUUACAGCUCAAUUACUUGUCGAAGGAUCUCCUAAUUGGUUGGAGAAACCAGCAGAUACCAAAUCAAAUCUUGGAAAUACUAUCACAUUAAAUUGUCGAGCUGUUGGUUAUCCCAAUCCUAAAGUUGAAUGGAAAAGAUUUCAAGACUCAUCUUGGUACAUCAUAUCAGCAAAUGAAGGAUUUAAAUAUGAUUUCAAUCAAUCAAAUGAUAAAUUAACGAUCAAAAAUGUUACUCGUAGUGAUAAUGGUCGAUAUGGUUGUUCAAUUUCAAAUGGGAUAAAACCUGAUCUUUGGUCUGAAUUUGAUGUUUCUAUUCAGGGAAUCGCUGAUUGUUUUGCUAUUAUCGACUUUCACUUUGUGUUAUGGCCAAGAAAGUCCAAAAGUGAAUUUACUCACUCCAGCUAUUAAACCGAUAGUUGGAGCAAAGACUUCAUUCACUUGUCAAAGUCUUUCCGGAUCAUCUCCUCUUCAAAUAACUUGGUUCAAAGAUGGAAAAGAGAUUUUUGAUUCUUCGGAAAUCAGAAUUAGGAACAUUGAAGAUU
This is a messenger RNA of Panonychus citri (citrus red mite), 1037 nucleotides long. Its product is annotated as cell adhesion molecule DSCAML1-like. The transcript is spliced from 6 exons. The coding region runs from base 184 to 903 and encodes 239 amino acids. Gene Ontology annotation, cellular component: plasma membrane; axon. The record is from RefSeq and is a predicted model, not a curated record. Gene Ontology annotation, biological process: axon guidance; dendrite self-avoidance; homophilic cell-cell adhesion. Gene Ontology annotation, molecular function: cell-cell adhesion mediator activity. NCBI's taxonomy places the organism in Eukaryota, Metazoa, Arthropoda, Arachnida, Trombidiformes, Tetranychidae.